Molecule: messenger RNA, 2485 nt
Organism: Dicentrarchus labrax (European seabass)
Lineage: Eukaryota; Metazoa; Chordata; Actinopteri; Moronidae
Gene: terf2
Product: telomeric repeat binding factor a
Exons: 13
Coding region: 287-2257 (656 amino acids)
Biological process (GO): negative regulation of telomere maintenance via recombination; telomeric D-loop disassembly; regulation of telomere maintenance via telomerase
Cellular component (GO): shelterin complex; nucleus; chromosome, telomeric region
Molecular function (GO): telomerase activity; double-stranded telomeric DNA binding; G-rich strand telomeric DNA binding
Source: RefSeq, a predicted model, not a curated record
ACCACUGCACUAGGACUCCCAGGCAGCACUCUUUUCAAAGCCUUGAUCAAAUUUUGUCUCAUUCAGUUGGACUUGGAAACUUUUGUUAUGUUUCAUUUCAAUUCUGACCCUUAACCUAACGCUAUUUCUGUAUAGUUAAUCUACGUGUUUAAACAGAACUGGAAUGAAGCGCUGCCUGAAAAGCUGAACUGAGGGAAUUAAAAUCCCUGGUUGAGCCUUUUCCCCGCUGUUGGGCCUCACUGAGGAGAAAUCAACUCCCUCCUGCUUCCGUUGACAUGGUGUGAAUAUGGCGGCAAAGGAAAUUGUAAACAGCAACCAAACUGAUGUCGAAUAUGUGGUUAACCGCUGGGUAGUGGAUUAUUAUUUGUGUCUUGCGCUGGAGUUGUUUCAAAAGCAGCAAUACGAGGACUUCCGCGGCAUUAGAGAUGUCCUUAACAGUGUCAUCAUGGUUCGUCCUUUCGAGGCCACCGAUUCCAUGACAACAAAGUUGGGAGUAUUGAAGUUUCUCUCCCGGAUAAAUGAGGGUGAAAGUCUUGAACUGUUAUUUGAGUCCGACCAAGCAUUAAGUCCUCUGGAAUCAGCCUUAAUUUUGCUGGAAGUAAUCAACCAGGAAUGCACAAUUCCACAGCAGGAGUUAGAGGAUGUAUGCACUUCACUUAAAGAGAUGAUUGUGGCGAUUUUCAUCAAGAACAAUAACUUUGCAAAAGCAAAAAAGGUGCUGAACAAAUACUUUCCCAAAACAAUGGUUGGCAAGAAAGCUAUAUUCAUGGAACUCAUCAAUCGGAAGAGUAAAGCACAUGAAGUCAUCGAGCAAAUUGACUUCCAACGGUUCAAAGUGGAGAUGUUUGCCUUUUGCCAGAAGCUCUGCUCAGUCAGUGUUCCCUUUCUUCACAAGGCUGCAGAACAGCUUAUUGAUAAAAGACUUGCGGAGCCAGACGACAAUGCAGCUGGACCUGGCAGGCAAGACAAAGCUGGCCCGUCCACGAGUCCACAAAUCAACAUCAUCCAUAAACAUACAACAAGAAGCAGGCUGGAGGCAACCUACAAGGCUUUGGCUGCAGGUUCAGAUCAGAGAACAUUUGAUCAGCUGGAGGAAGAAGUGGGGAGAGAGGAGCCGACAAAAAAAGAUGAUCUCUCCCUGCGCCUCUCACCUUCUCCCGUUAAGGGCACCAAUCAGGACUCAGAGCAGGAUGGGUUAUUUCAGAGAAACUCAGGCAGCCCCAUGGAGGCUUCCCCAGCUGACCAAGCACCACAAACAGAUGCUGUCCCUCAAAUACAGGAAGGUUCACUCUCAAAGACCCCCUCAGUGCCGAGGAACAGGCGGCUUUACACUGUGGCACAACUGGUGGUUGAGCCGGACAGCCAGGGAAGCUCACAGUGCACAGCAGCUUCUCAGGAACUGGAGGCUGAGGUCAGAGCAGAAGAACCACAACAGUCACCAGCUAUACCCAAUAAAAAUGACCUACAGAACCCAGUAACAGACAGUGAGGUUGCCAUACCCACACGGAAACGCAGAGCCACAGCUAGUUUUGAGUUGUCUACUACAGACAGCGAGGAGGACUCCCAUGACUCUGUGGCUAAUGGGGAAACUUCUGUGACAGAACUCCAUAACCAGUCCAACAGAUCUGUCACCAGGAAACUGGCAAGGCAGUUAUCAUCAGACAGUGAGGAAAACCCACAGGAAUCAGUGGCUCCCCACAAAACCCCAGUGCAGAAAACUCUGAAACAACGGGCCAGCACUGGGGCCAGCACUGGGGCCAGCACUGGGGCCAGCACUGGGGCCAGCACUGGGGCCAGCACUGGGGCCAGCACUGGGGCCAGCAAGGAUACAGGUAAUACAGAUGUCUGUAUCACAGAUUCUUCAUUGGACAGCUCGCCUGAGCUGUUCCCUCAGCACCCCAUCCCUCAAACGAGCUCCACCCCUCAUAGGAGCUGUGCUCAAGGCAAAACUCCUUCUACUUCCAAAUGGAAACAGCUGUACAAGAAUGCAAAAGAGAGUAAGGAAACCUGGAGCGAUGAAGAGUCGUGUGUCCACCCCAAAAAGAAUAGCGAUUCGCACAACGAGAGCACUAUGUCAACUUCAGGCAACAGAAGGAAAAAGUGGUCUGAGAGUGAGACGCAAAAGUUGAAAGAAGGGGUCAAAAAGUUUGGAGAGGGCAACUGGAGUAAGAUAAAGGCAUAUUACUCCUUCAAGGAUCGAACAAAUGUCAACCUUAAGGACAGAUGGAGAACGCUGAAGAAGUCAAACGUGGUGUGAGUAGAGGACAUCACACAAAGAACUUUUCCACCUCCAUAAUAAUUCCCUCAUUCCUCAAAGGAAUUUUAUUUUCAGAGUUGAACCUUGUUCAGUCUUUUUCCUGUUUUGUCACUAAAUAAUGUUUUAAGCUAUUUUAUAGUUCAUGAUACUUUCCAGUUCAAUAAAUGUUCAUGGUUCAAUUUGAAGAUUAUUGGUAUGUAUUAAUAUUAAAAGAAACCUACAAUGGUG